AUGGAGGUCUACAAACAUGUUUACACCGUAGAAUCGAUAGACAAGCACAAAAAAGUGUUCAACCACCUUUCCAAGCUGUACCUUACCGACCAGCUGUACAAAAUCACGAUAGACUAUCACUCGUUGCUCUUCAAGCCAAAGGUUAACGACAAGAUAGAAAUUGUGAUUUAUGAUGGCAUUCUGGUUGACAAGGAGGUGCCUGAGUGCUAUGAGUAUGUUUUGCAGGGGCAUUGCUACAAUAAUGAAGUGGUGGAUGGUCUGAGGACCGUUAGUGUUAGUUUUGGGGGGAUGUUGAUGGAACUGGUGGCUGAUGAGAAGGAUGUGAAGUUGGCAGUCGAUUGCCAGGACGUAGGGAUGGCGCUGAGAAUACUGCGAUGAGUGGUUUGUUAUGUGUGGCUUAUUAAAGAGCGCUGUGUAGCAAUGUUUGUAUCUAUGGGUUGUUUUUGUGUUACGGCUAUCACUGUCAUCUCUAGGACGGGAAAUGAACAGGAUUUGGUACCUUGAACGAGCAUGGAUGGAACGGUUUCGGUCGAGGAACUAAACUUGAACUUGCUCGACUGGCAUACUCCAACGAGUUGGAGAAUGCGCGUGCAUACCGGCAUAGUACGGAAAAGGACACAAAAAAUGCUUUCAUGAGAAGCAUGCACCGAAUAAAAACUUAAAUAUUUAAUUGUGGUGGUACCGCUCGUUCUCGUCAUGGAAGGGAUAUUUCCAAUUACGGAUCAAAGGCUGUUGCCUGGGGACAAAAAAUGUGUUUUUGGUUGAUGCGGGUAAAAAACAGAAAUAAACGUACUUCUAGU
This is a messenger RNA of Vavraia culicis subsp. floridensis, 800 nucleotides long. RefSeq lists its product as uncharacterized. Lineage: Eukaryota; Fungi; Microsporidia; Pleistophoridae. Gene Ontology annotation, biological process: DNA-templated transcription. The record is from RefSeq and is a predicted model, not a curated record. Gene Ontology annotation, molecular function: DNA-directed RNA polymerase activity. Bases 1 to 378 code for a protein of 125 amino acids. The transcript has a single exon.